Anolis carolinensis (green anole) is the source of this 953-nucleotide messenger RNA. RefSeq names its product regenerating islet-derived protein 4-like. Gene Ontology annotation, molecular function: signaling receptor activity. The transcript is spliced from 6 exons. Lineage: Eukaryota; Metazoa; Chordata; Lepidosauria; Squamata; Anolidae. Bases 242 to 754 code for a protein of 170 amino acids. The record is from RefSeq and is a predicted model, not a curated record.
UCUAUAAAAGAGGCACAUGGCAUGUCUUGGCAGUUAGUCUGUAAGUGAACCUGAAAGGUUUCUGUCCUGAAGAGAGGAAAGCAAGUUGUCAUCAGAGAAGCUAAGCAGAGACAGAAGGGAAGACAAGCAAGCGAGUCGUCUUCAUGCAUUGCUUUCUUUCUCUUUUCCAGGGUUUUCAUUCUGGUCACAUCUGCUUAAUCUGGACUAGAGCAUUAAGUUACAGACUUAUUUCAGAUCAACUAUGAUGGUGGUGCAGAUGGGUCUGGACUCGUCCUCCUAUCUCUCCCUUUGGGGCUUAUGGGUUGUCUUCCUUUUCCAACCAGCCUCAGCCAUUAUGAUCCCCUGUCCCAGAGGUGGGAUGGUUUACAAGAACGGCUGUUUCGGCUUCUUCAGUGUCCGUCUGAAUUGGGAGAGGGCAGAGGUGGCAUGCCAGACGUUUGGAUUGAAUGGGCAUCUUGCCUCAGUUCAUGACCCUAGAGAGCAAAAGGCCAUUGCAAAAUAUAUUAAGCAAGUUAAUGUUGCUGGCCUACCUGUUUGGUUAGGACUGCAUGACGCCAAGAGAGGUUCUUCAAAACUGAGCCGACAGUUCAAAUGGACCGAUGGAUCCCGAGUCCCGUAUAUGCCCUGGAAUAUAGGAGAACCCGACGGCGGGACUUACGAGUUAUGUGUGGAACUGGGAUCUAGUGCAUUCGAUGUAUUGAAUGACCAGUCGUGUGAAAGACAGCAACCCUACCUUUGCAGAUUUGAAAUCUGAGUUGGAUAGAUAAAAUGCCAGCAUGCCUGACACUUUGGCCUAUGGGAUUGCUGCAUGGCAACCUCCCUUUUGUGAGCAUCCAAGCCUUUCUAGCUGACGAUAUUGCCAUAUAAUAGACCCAUGGAGGAUCUGUGGGUCAGCAGAUGAUUUUCUUUCUGGGCUGUGAUACAAAUUAAAUAUUCCUUUCCUAUUAUGCUUA